AUGAAUGCUAUUGUGACUAGAAGUGGUAGGAUCCUUAAGAGUGAAAUCUCUAAGAAGAGUGAUGCUAAAAAUAGUCCUAGCAAUGGCCAAAUUGGGAAUGAGGGAGAUGAGAAUACUCUAGUUGAGGAAGUCAAUAAGGAACAAGAAAAAAUGACAAAUUAUGCAAAGUUCCUUAAGAAGAUUUUGAGUGGAAAAAGAACAUGUGAUGUGGCGGAAACGGUUAACUUGACCGAGAAUUGUAGUGCAAUCAUAAUAAACAAAAUCCCACACAAGUUGAAGGAUCCCGAAAACUUUUCUAUCCCUUGGGCUAUUUAUAAAAUGCAAAUUGAUAAUGCCUUGUGUGAUUUAAGAGCUAGUGUUAGCGUUAUGCCAUACUCGGUAUAUCAAAGACUAGAGAAGGGAGAACUUUUAUCUACCAACAUUACCUUGCAAUUAGCCAAUAGAUCAAUUAGGAUCCCAAGGGGCAAGGUAGAGGAUGUUCCCUUAAGGGUAGGAAAGUUCAUCAUUCCGAUAGAUUUUGUGGUCCUUGACAUAGAUGAGGAUUAUAAAAUUUCUAUUAUUCUUGGAAGACCAUUUCUUGCUACUUUGGGUGCUUUGAUUGAUGUCAAAAGUUCUAAGAUUUCACUUAAAAUUGGAGAUGAGGGAGUUGAAUUUUAUUUGAAUGAAAGUAUGAAAUAUCCUUCUUCAUCUCAUGAGAAUUGCAUGGGAGUUAAAAUUUUAGAUAAUCUUGUACAUUCAAUGCAUGAGCACUUGCUCACAACUAAUGAUCCUCUUGAGUGUGUUUUGUUGAACAAGGAAAGAUAG
Molecule: messenger RNA, 804 nt
Organism: Chenopodium quinoa (quinoa)
Lineage: Eukaryota; Viridiplantae; Streptophyta; Magnoliopsida; Caryophyllales; Amaranthaceae
Exons: 2
Coding region: 1-804 (267 amino acids)
Source: RefSeq, a predicted model, not a curated record